Tupaia belangeri chinensis (Chinese tree shrew) is the source of this 3287-nucleotide messenger RNA. RefSeq names its product ring finger protein 145 (gene RNF145). Gene Ontology annotation, molecular function: ubiquitin protein ligase activity; zinc ion binding. Gene Ontology annotation, cellular component: endomembrane system. The record is from RefSeq and is a predicted model, not a curated record. Lineage: Eukaryota; Metazoa; Chordata; Mammalia; Scandentia; Tupaiidae. Gene Ontology annotation, biological process: ERAD pathway; proteasome-mediated ubiquitin-dependent protein catabolic process.
GCAGCCCCGCAGGGAGGGAGGCCGCAGCCCGAGGUCUGCUCCAAAGGAAAAGAGGAGAAAAAACAUGGCUGCAAAGGAGAAACUGGAAGCAGUGUUAAAUGUGGCCCUAAGGGUGCCCAGCAUCAUGCUGUUGGAUGUCUUAUACAGAUGGGAUGUCAGCUCUUUUUUCCAGCAGAUCCAAAGAAGUAGCCUCAGUAACAACCCUCUUUUCCAGUAUAAGUAUUUGGCUCUUAAUAUGCAUUACGUAGGUUAUAUCUUAAGUGUUGUGUUACUAACCUUGCCCAGGCAGCAUCUGGUUCAGCUUUAUCUAUAUUUUUUGACUGCCCUUCUCCUCUAUGCUGGACAUCAAAUCUCCAGGGACUAUGUUAGGAGUGAACUGGAAUCUGCCUAUGAAGGACCAAUGUAUUUAGAACCUCUCUCUAUGAAUCGGUUUACCACAGCCUUAAUAGGUCAGUUGGUGGUGUGUACUUUAUGCUCCUGUGUCAUGAAAACAAAGCAGAUUUGGCUAUUUUCUGCUCAUAUGCUUCCUCUGCUAGCACGACUCUGCCUCGUUCCUCUGGAGACUAUAGUUAUCAUCAACAAAUUUGCUAUGAUUUUUACUGGAUUGGAAGUUCUCUAUUUUCUUGGGUCUAAUCUUUUAGUACCUUAUAAUCUUGCUAAGUCUGCAUACAGAGAAUUGGUUCAGGUGGUGGAGGUUUAUGGCCUUCUAGCCUUGGGAAUGUCCCUGUGGAAUCAACUGGUAGUUCCUGUUCUUUUCAUGGUUUUUUGGCUCGUCUUAUUUGCUCUUCAGAUUUAUUCCUAUUUCAGUACUCGAGAUCAGCCUGCAUCACGUGAGAGGCUUCUUUUCCUUUUUUUGACAAGUAUUGCUGAAUGCUGCAGCACUCCUUAUUCUCUUUUGGGUCUGGUCUUCACGGUUUCUUUUGUUGCCUUGGGUGUUCUGACACUCUGCAAGUUUUACUUGCAGGGUUAUCGAGCUUUCAUGAAUGAUCCUGCCAUGAAUCGGGGUAUGACAGAAGGAGUGACACUCUUGAUCUUGGCAGUGCAGACUGGGCUGAUAGAGCUACAGGUGGUUCACCGGUAUUAUCCUCUUCAUUGUUGUAGCUUCUAUCCUGCAGUCUAUGUUAGAGAUCGCAGAUCCUAUUGUUUUGGCACUGGGAGCAUCUAGAGACAAGAGUUUAUGGAAACACUUUCGUGCUGUGAGCCUUUGUUUAUUUUUACUGGUGUUCCCUGCAUACAUGGCUUAUAUGAUUUGCCAGUUUUUCCACAUGGAUUUCUGGUUGCUUAUCAUUAUUUCCAGCAGCAUUCUCACCUCUCUUCAGGUUCUGGGAACACUUUUUAUUUAUGUCUUAUUUAUGGUGGAGGAAUUCAGGAAAGAGCCAGUGGAAAACAUGGAUGACGUCAUCUAUUAUGUGAAUGGCACUUAUCGCCUGCUGGAGUUUCUCGUGGCACUCUGCGUGGUGGCCUAUGGCGUCUCAGAGACCAUCUUCGGAGAAUGGACAGUGAUGGGGUCAAUGAUCAUCUUCAUCCAUUCCUACUAUAAUGUAUGGCUUCGAGCCCAACUGGGGUGGAAGAGCUUUCUUCUCCGCAGGGAUGCUGUGAAUAAGAUUAAAUCAUUACCCAUUGCUACUAAAGAGCAGCUUGAGAAACACAAUGAUAUUUGCGCCAUCUGUUAUCAGGACAUGAAAUCUGCUGUGAUCACACCUUGCAGUCAUUUCUUCCAUGCAGGCUGUCUUAAGAAAUGGCUGUAUGUCCAGGAGACUUGCCCUCUGUGCCACUGCCACCUCAAAAACUCCUCCCAGCUUCCAGGAUUAGGAACUGAGCCGGCUCCACAGCCUCAUGCUGGAGCCGAGCAAAAUGUGCUUCAGGAAGGCCCUGAACUCCCAGACCAAGAGCAUCCUCCAGGGACCAGACUACAGGAAGGGUCUAGGGACGAUAAUGAGCACAUUGCCAGAUCAGGCAGCCAAGAAGGAGCUGUCGAACCCCAAGAAUGUCCUCACAGUGCGAAAGAUGAAGCAUGUCCUGUUGGGUCAGCCUAGAGGAAGAGAAGCAGGCAUGACACUGUGAUGCUCUGGAGAAGCUAACCCAAGGUGGAAUUCAGCCCAGCUGUGAAGAGUGAAUGUAUGAGAUGAGUAGGUGGGAAAAUGACAUUCCAAGGCUCUGGUCCAAGAAGACUCUCAGUGAAGACCACUGGCUUUCUUCCCCUCGAGAUUCUGGGAGAAAAUUUUGCAAUGUAUGCUAAUCAAAAUGUAUUUAUAUAUUCUCUGCCGAUGUGUUGUAGAGGUUUGCCAAGAAAAUUCAGCCUCCACAGCAUGAGAAACUGCCCCUGAUUUGUGAGGGAUCAAUAAAAGCAGAUUGGAGUGUUUGAAAGGGGCUUAAGCAAACGAGGACAGAGAGCUUGAGAACGGCCCAGGAAGAAGCAGGCCGCAAUGGAACCGACUUUGCUUUCUGUGGGACAAGACAUUCUUGUUACAGAGUACGAGUAGUGACCAGCCCUUUCCUCCACCCCCUUCCCCUCAGUUAAUUGGAACUCAGUCAGGUUAUUAUUGAGUUUUGUACAGCACUGCAAUGAAAUCAAAGAUGUAGAAGCAUUGAUUGUAUUCAGAGAUUGAAGCACGCUCAUUCUUUGUACGUGCUUUAGGGGAGGGGGCGGGUGGGCACUUGGGCCUUGCGGGUACAUUAAUGUAAUCUGAGACUCUUGAACUUUAUGAUGGAGUCUUCAAUAUUUUGAUGUAUAUGAAACUUUUGUUAAUAUAUUGUAUACUUUGCUGGCUGUGUGAAGUAAACUAAAACUCUGAUGAACACUUUGGAGUCUGCUUUAGAAGACCCAAGUGGGAAGGGGUUUAGGGCACUGAUAAAGGCCCUGGGUAUACUUUUCAAUCCUGUGUAAUGUUUAAUUCUUGCAACUGAAUCAAAACAGUGUUAAAUUAUGGCAAUAUUUGCACUUUGGGAAUGAGUACAUAAUUGUAUGAUCACACUCUGCAAAUGCCACUUUUAAAGCUGUUAAUAGACUUUGCACCUUUUCUUUGACAAGGAUGUGUCAUAUUUAAAUUUUUACAUUCAUCAUGGCUACAGGUAGAACCGGGGAGGGGGGAAUGUAAUUUUUUAUGGGAAUUUUGAUAUGAAAAGAAACUAGUCAUUUAUUUAUACAAUAGGCUUGGCUCAAAAAGUGUUUUUCAGACUUGGUAUUCCUAAUGUGGGAUGUGACUUCAUUUUAUUUUUAGUAGUAAAUUUGGAUGUAGACUGACAGACAUAGCUGAAUGUCUUAAUAAAUUUAAAUUUGAAGAUAA